AUGGCCAAAUUCCGUUUGCAGUGUUGCAUUUCGGAUGCGAAGGAGGAGAGCCCAGCAUUUGAAAACCAAGACAGUCCUGUUACUCUUAAAACUACAAUUCAUGAACCUGAGACUAAAGAAAAUGGAAUAGCCUUCAUUCAAAUUAAGCCAUCAGAAAGCCAGUUUCAGGCAUAUCAUAUCCUCGAAGCAAUAGUUGCUCCCGUUUUAAAAGAGCUCACGAGUCUUUGUAUGCAUAAUUGGAAGUUUGCCACUCUUGAUUUUGAUGACACCAGAUUUUUCUUAAAACAGCAAGAGAAAGUGAUCAGUGAUGCUUUUAAACAAGGGGCAACGGCUGAUGAGAAGGAUAUUACCUUAUUCAAACAUGCCGCUGUUCUGCAUUUGGUGGUAACAGUUCGUGACCUCUUAUUAACCUGUAGCUUGAAGGUAGCAUUAGGCUAUUUGUCCAAGGCAAAAGACAGGUAUAAGGAAUUUGUAGGCUCUAGCCUGGAUAAUCUUUGCCGACUGCUGACGAUUGUGCAGUUGGCUGGGCAGAAGAAGCUUGAAGGCAAUCCCAAGGCAACAGAGCUGCAACACCAAAUGUCCAAGUGGAUGCAGAGUAAGACAAGUGAGCAAAAUAAGGUAGUCAUCGUGACGAGGAUGGACUAUGGUGAUGAAACAGCGGCCCUGAUAAACAUCGUUAGUGCAGUGCAAGGCCUAAAAGUCGCAUAUUUGAAUUCCGAGAAAAAAGGAGCUUCGCUAGAGAGCAAAAAUGUAAUAAGCAGAUUGGAAAGAUAUUCCUGUGUGGUUGUAUAUGAUCAGCAUAUUGGAUCUGAUUUUCCCUGGACUAAUUUUUCAUUAGUAGUGGAAUAUAACUACUCAAAAAAUUCCUGCUGGAUGGAUCUUUGCAAAAAUCUGAACAUAUCAUAUGUAACUUUCAUAACAGCUCUCCCAGAAGAAGCAGCUGGAAUUGAGGUUUCUCCAGAUGAUUACGGACAUUUCCUUCUUGAGGUGCAAAUUCCAUAUGUCUUUCUGACCUCUGAGGGAUUACUCAACACUCCGGAAAUCCUUCAGUUACUGGAGUCCAAGUAUAAUAUUACAUUUAUUGAGAGAAGCUGCUAUGAAGCGUUACACUUCUUUGGGAGCACAGACCGUUAUGUUGUGAUAACAAUCGAUGAAUGCACAGCCGUUAUUAUGCAGAACAUAGAAGAACUCAAUUAUGAAAAGUCCUCUGACAACAUUGUGUUAAGACUGAUGGUGCUAACACUUCAAUACACUUGUUGCUGGAUCAUUUUGUACUCUAGAGCAAGGUUAAAUUCUGAGUACAGCCUAGCUGGACAAACUUUGCAUCACUUAGCCUUGAUUUACGCAGCACUGGUUCCGUUUUCUCAGAAGUCAGAAGACUUUGAAGUGAAGGUGGUUCUUACACCAGGUGUUGAAGAGACAGCUCUCCUGGUUCGUCAGAUUGCUGACUAUGUUUUGAUGACUUCUAAAAGACAUCCUCAGGAGUGGCUGGACAAAUCCUGGCUUUCUGUCUUGCCAUCAGAGGCGGAGAAACGCCUGCUUAUGUUUCCAUGUGUGAACCCCGUAGUGGCUCAAGUCAUGUUAAAGAAGGGUUUGUCAUUGGAAUGGCUCCUGUCAGCAACAUUUGACCAGCUUCAGGAACUUCUGCCUGAAGUACCGGAAAAAGUUUUAAAGCACUUUAGUGACAUCACAUCUUUGUACACCUUAAACUCUCCAACUGAGCCAAAACUUCAAAAUAGAAUUGCGGAAUGUAAAGAAAAGACGAACUCUCCCAUCAGCCCCUGCUCUCCAGCUCCCGAAGCUUUGUUCUCCAAUGUUCAAGGACAUAGUCCAUUUACCGAGCAUUCAGGAUGCUUUACUGAAGCGCAGAACAGCAGAAGCUGUUCCCCAGGUUACUACAAAAAAGAGUCUCGCAUCCCUCAGAAACCAAAUGGAAGGCACUGCAUUAUGGCACCUUCCUUAUCCUAUCAAGAAGAAAUAUGCUCUUUCAAAGAGAGAGGGGCAAAGAAGCAACAGUAUUUUCCAUUUCAGAAAAACAUGGAAAUAAAAUCAGGAGUGAAUUCAUCACUACACAGUUUUGGUGAGCCUCCCCAUAACCCUUUUGAAGCUGCAGUGCCAUCUUUGGGGUACAACCAAGGGGGCACCAACACUUACCUUGAAAAGUACCCACUUGAGGAAAUAAGCUUUUCAGAAAUAAAAAGGGGAAGAAAUCUGGAAGUUCCAGUCUUGUUAAAGAACCCUUCCCAUCAAGAUGUUCAACAUGUACUUCGGAGGAGGGAACAGUCUCUUGCAAAGCACCACAAGGCAAGCCUGCUUUCCAAACCGUCUUGGUGUCUUACUACUAAUAGAGAAGACAUCCCAUUCCAGCAGAGCUCUGGCUGUUUUCUGGAAGAAUUUAAUGGGGCAACAUAUAACAGUCCAGAACUUCAGUUUGAGGGAAGUUUCCUGGAUGACUAUCAGUCAGUGCCAACAGCAGAUCCAUCUUUGGACGGUCUAAGUUUCUGUCAAGCAACAGUUAAUUCAGAGAGGCUUUUCAACCUGGACUUUCAAAGAGCUGAAGAAUAUACAGGAAGGAGAAGACUCAGUUUCCUGUCACCUUUGAAUAGAAGACAGCAAGCUGUUUCUGCAGGUUUAGAAUGCAUCCAGUUACCACAGCUUAAAAAAAGACGUCUAACAUUUGAAAAAGAUCCUGGGAGAAGUGAUGGUCAAACACGUCUUAAGUUCUUUUAAGCUGCUAUUCCUUU
Messenger RNA from Sphaerodactylus townsendi, 2744 nucleotides. It is a transcript of the gene SHOC1, whose product is annotated as shortage in chiasmata 1. The transcript has 16 exons. Bases 1 to 2730 code for a protein of 909 amino acids. Gene Ontology annotation, cellular component: condensed nuclear chromosome. The record is from RefSeq and is a predicted model, not a curated record. Gene Ontology annotation, biological process: resolution of meiotic recombination intermediates. Gene Ontology annotation, molecular function: ATP hydrolysis activity; single-stranded DNA binding. NCBI's taxonomy places the organism in Eukaryota, Metazoa, Chordata, Lepidosauria, Squamata, Sphaerodactylidae.